Molecule: messenger RNA, 615 nt
Organism: Wallemia ichthyophaga EXF-994
Lineage: Eukaryota; Fungi; Basidiomycota; Wallemiomycetes; Wallemiales; Wallemiaceae
Exons: 4
Coding region: 1-615 (204 amino acids)
Source: RefSeq, a predicted model, not a curated record
AUGGAACUCGAUUUGAACAGUGACGAGGAGGAAAUAGCUAGCGUAGUGCGCGAUGCUAUCAAGAUCCAUGGCCACGUUACGCGCCUUAUCAACAAUGCAGGAUAUGUAAUGAUCGCAUGCAUGGAGGAAAUGUCAAUAUCACAAGCGAAGCAUCUAAUGGAUACCAAUUAUUGGGGCGCAAUUAGCUUAACAAAUGCCUUUUUGCCUCAUUUCCAAGGACCAUCUUUUGAGGCACUUAAGAUGGAGACUGAACAUUUCGGACUUAACGUGAUGCUGAUAGAGCCAGGCGGAUUCCGUACAAGUAUCCUCGAGGAGCAGGUGUCCAGCCGCCAGAGAAACCCAAUAUCCGAUUACGAUUCCAUUAGCGGAGCUCUUUAUAGAAUGUUGAAGACCCAGAUUGAAAUUUUUUUCGGCGAUCCUAAAGUUGGAUGUAUGAGGAUCAUCGCGCUCUUGACAAACACUGGUCUUGCCAAACAGAUUGGCAAUGGUGAAGUACCCACCAGAGUCGCAUUGGGAUCCCGUAGCUACGAAAAUACAAUUAAGAAAGGCGAAGAGCUCAUUGAUAACGCUACUAAGUGGAAAGAAUUUUCAUUUUCGACGGAUUAUAAGAAUUAG